UGAUUUUCCUCUCACUUUACUUCUAGCGCAUAGUGACAUUUCUUGCUUCUUGUAUCUUGUGUGUGACAACAAAGAUGACAGCCAAGAAGCUGGAGGUUUCCAUUCCAAUGUCGCUGUUAUCAUUUAGUAAAAGUAUUGACCGAGGUUCCUAUGAAAAGCUAUCCAUACGGGACAGUGCUAGAUCCCUUAAGAAGUAUGGAUCGACGAGUAGUAAAAAUGCGACCAAGAAUGAAAGUUUUGUAAAACAUUUUGUCACUAAUAGUGAUACGUUGCAAGGACUGGCUGUUAAAUAUAAUGUUACGAUAGAACAAAUUCGCAGAGCAAAUAAACUCUGGGCAUCGGACAGUUUAUUUUUAAGAGAAUACCUUCUCAUACCGCAAGAAGAAGGUGAGUCAACGAGUACUGAUUUACCGUCGCCUUCGGACUCGUCGUUGUUGAGCCCGGAAGCGGAGAGUUCUCACUCGGUACAGAGCAGAACGGGGUUGAUAACGAGCGGUAGUUUCGAUGAGGAAAACAUUACUGAUUUCCUAAGUAAGAUUGAUGCUUCCAUAGCGAAUACAAAAGAAGUUGUGAAGAAAGUUACCACUAAUAGCGAAUUCGGUUCCGACCCAGCCUCCUUAGCAGAUUACCAACGGCGCAAACCGCAGGCACGUCUGAAACAACAACAUUAUCAACAGCAGCAGCAGCAGAACAAUAAUGUAUCAGCGACGCAGCGACAUAGCGAUCCACUCAGAUCGUCAGCACCUUUAAAUACGGUGGUCACCAUUCAACAAGGUAAAAAGGUUCGAACCAGCCUCGAGCUGCACGAGCAACAACAGGACGAGCUCUUUGAGUUGUAGCAGUGCUGGAUCAAAUUAAUUUUCGUUUUCGUUAUUUAUCAGUACGUUUGAAUCAGCUGGGGCCUUUUGAGUGCAAUGCAGUCUGUCUGUUUGUCUGUAUUUUGGUGUUUCGAUUUGGUAAAUGAUUUUUAUACUUUUAUCUGUUAAGCUGGUACCGCAUCUCAUGACCGUGAUAAUGGAACUAGAAUUCCAAUUAAUUGUUGCUUUCUCCAAAGAUUUAAGUCAGAUGCUUGCGUAUCUGAUUUAAAAGGUUAUAGUUAUCGCAACCAUAAUCUAUUUUCUGUGAUCUGGAACGAACAGCCGGACGUUUUUAAUAAUAUUUAUAAUACCGAUAUUUUUUUAUGGAACACUGACAAACGUAUCCAUGAACCCAGUUUUGAGGAACAGAAACUAUGUUUUCUUUUAAAAAAAUAUACUUUUUAUAAUAAUUCAAUUACAAUAAUUCAAUAAAAAUAGUAAUACACUUGUAAAAAUUAUUAAGAAACUAAUAUUCAGUCUCAUUCAGCUUAUUUGCAGUUGCACAGCUCGGGAUGGAUUUCAGAUUCAAGAUUCUUAUUUGAUGCUUUUGUUUUUGGAUUUUGUUACAAAUGGGUACAUACUAUAAGUUAAUAUUAAAAUAUAUAUAUAUAUAUAUAUAUAUAUAUAUAUAUAUAUAUAUAUAUAUAAAUAAAUAAUAGGAAGUAAGUGGAAAUUUGAUAAGCUUUAUUGAAAAAAAUUAUUUAAAGAUCUCUUACACGUCUAGUAAGACAAUGCUCUGGAGUACACAAAGGGUGACUUUAGAGAUUAAAUGAAAACACGGUUUUCUCUUUUAGUUUUACCCAUAGACUUAUAACCAAGGAUAGACCCAGCAUGUUUACAUUAAACGAAAUCAUACACGCAUAUAGAUAUUAAGGCCAUGAUGCCAAGUUGAAAAGAUGUUUCGCCGGAAAAUGUAUUAUUUUUCUAUUUAAUUGCCAAUAAUCCACAAAUUAUCACACUAUUUACUGUAACAAGUCCCCAUAUCAAAAUGAAAAUAUUCGUGUCAUGCAAAAUUUGUUCCUCAGGUACCUAAAUACCUAGAAAUACAAUAAAAUACCAGUUUUAUACGACCGCACCCAAAACAACGGAAUUUCCGAAACAAACUGACCUGGUGACGAAAGUGGCAACUCAUCUGUUUACGACGUAAAUUCAUUUUUACUAUUUCAUUCAUUUUUCGUUUGCGCUGUUGCCUAACAGAGAUCUCGAGCUUUAUAGUCGUUUUUUUGUGAUUAUUUGAUUGUUUUUAACGUUUUUUGUGUUGUUUUGGACUAUUAAGACUUAAUACCCUGACUAAAAAGUGUCACGUGUGCCAAAGAACGAGUACUACGUCGGAAAAUGUAUAUUUUCAUAGGUAAGCAAGAAUAUUUACGUCAAGCAUGAUUUUGAUUAUCAGUGGCGGCGCUACGCCACGAAAUGAUAGUAAACCAUACCAUAAAAUAAUGUCGUUUUCAUUUCAUUACAAUAAAGUAGUGUAUUUUAUAAUAUUAUAUAUUGUAUUUUGUGAGUUCAUUCAUGAAAUAAAAUAAUAUAACUUUUAGGUAGGUAUAAUAACAUAAAUAUAGAAAUUAAAUAAAAAAGUUCACGGUAUGUUUUGUUUUUUUAUGCACAGUACAUGCUAGGCAAAAUAACAUUAUCUCAUUAUAUAAAAUAAGGAUUGGUCAACUUUUAACUUUUUAUACUAAAAUCAAUUUGAUUUGCCUCGGAUUUGCAUUUGCCCAUAGUAAAAUAAACUUUUUUUAAGUGAUUGCUUUUUUCAAAUUUAUUUUUUGAUAUUUUUUCUUGAAAAUAAGUUGUUUGUUUUGUUUUUUUGUUGUAAUAAUCCCAAACAAGUAAUGAAAAUUUAUCAUGCUUUAAAUAUUUAGUAAGAGUAAGUAGGUAUUUUAUUUUCCUGCAUGAACUCAUAAAAAUAAAAACACUUGUCACUUUUUUGUAUUUUGUUUGCAUGAACCAAAUAUUAGGUACCUAAAUCUUUCGUUAAAAAUAUCUAUUUAAUUCUAGACUAGUAAUAAUGUUAUUUUAUUACUUACCCCCUAAAGUACUUUAUAAAUACUAGAUUUUAAUUUUUUAGAUUUCCAUCUGAACCAAUCAACUGAAUAAACCAAUUACCAAAAUCUGCACUGAUUUGCUCUGAACAUUUUAAGUCAUCUGACUUUUUUCAGAGUCGAGAUGACAAAAAAUGUCUUAAGCCAGGUUCCCUUCCAAAGUUAGUGGGAUCUCUUUAUGAUAGUUCCUCGACUAGCUUAUCAUCUCAAAUUUUUAUCCUGCAUACCUGGCCCUUCAGAAAUGAUACAGAGAUCAUCACCUACAUCUUCAAGGACAGCUACUGCCUCUGAAGCUGAAUCAGAGGCCUGUACUAGUGUUUCAGCUGAUCAUUCCACAUUACAGUCCAAGGCAGUUGACGGAGAUAGCCUUCCUGAAGCUAAGGAGGCACUGGUGUUUAUGGUGGUAGCCAUCAAUGAUUCUUGAAAAGUGCCUGUUGGGUAUUUUCUUCUAAAUGGGCUUGAAUCUGCCGCUAAGCAGACUUAGUAAUUAAUUGUAUCAGAUUAAUACUGUGAUGACAGUAAUACUGUGAAUUUAUUUAUGCGAAUAAAUUUAUAUAUUAUUUUAGAAAAUCUUUGGUUUUCGUUUUUACUGCAUACCCCAUAACAUUUUAUAAGAAAAAAGAAUCUCUUAUAAAAUGCUCAUAGUGGAAAAAAUAAUUAUUACAAAAGUAUUGAUCCCAUGGAGAACCUUAAUACCUCGAGUCUUAAAAACAACAUUUUUUUUUAAAAUAUGUAAUUAAUUAAUUGAUUAAUAAAUUCAUAACAAUGUUACCGGCCAAAGCUGUCGGUUUUUAACAAUUUUAAAUAAUAUUUUAUACCGAUUUAAAAAAAAUAAAUGAAAAUUUUCGCGUAAAUUCAAGCUUCAAUUUCUAAAACACUGAGCGGUAGAGACACAAUUUGUUUAUGCUAUCUUAACACGAAAAUAAACAAGCCCUUUAAAUUUCAACCUGCUGCCGACCUACUUUCUUUGCAAUUUUUAAAAUUUCCGCUUCAAAAACAGCCCGUACGUUUCGUAUGGCAAUAAUAAUUUAUUAUUAUUGUUAUUAUGAUAUAAAAUGGGUGUGUACUUUCAUUUUACCACUUUUUCAUUUAUCUGCCACACGUAAUAGGUAUAAAUUUGUUGACAAAUUUUCAAAUUGUCUCAGUAAUCCAAAUGACAUCCGGUUGUAUAUCAUAUUUACAAUAUUUUAUCAGUUGAUAAAGAUAUUUUAUAAGAAUUAAGGAUUUAUUAAAUGUAAAGUCAAUUAAAAUAAAUAAUAUAUUGAAAAGAAAAAAUAGUAUUACAAAAAAUUAACUACGCCUAUGGCUGUUGAAACGAAAUGACCGAAAUGAAAAAUCGAUACAUUGAGGCAUGCGUGUUUCACAGCGACAUCAGAGCAGCAGUCGCUGCCGCGGACGGUGCGACGUUGCCAAACGAUGGUUUAUCGCUUUUCCUAAAUUUCCAUGACUGAUCGCUACUUAUUGCGAUUUAUGAAUGAGUAGUUUGGUCUAUCCUUGGUUAUAAGUCUAUGGUUUUACCCAAUAUUACCGAAGUUAAUGGAUGGAUUAAAAAUAGCUUAAUUAACAAAAGUAUUUUGUUAGAGAAAAGUAAGCACCUUUUUAAUAAGUUUUUGAGACUAUAACAAAUUUUUGAAAAAAAUUUCUUGUAAUAAAAGAAAUCUACAAUAAUUUUAAUAUUUUUUAUAACUUGUUAGAAAACAUUUAUGGAAAAAAACGGAAACUUGUGUCUUUAAGGGCCGGUAUUAAAUUGUCCGGUUGACCGCAGGUUGAGUUUCAACUGAACGUCAAACGUAUUAUAAGCUUUCUGUCGAACUGUCGGUUGAGCUGCGGUUCACUCAAACCGUAGCCAGAACCACCGUUUGAAAUUAUGAACUGACAGUUAAGUGAAGUAAGUGUUUUACAAAUGUUUUUUGUUUAUUUUGGUGCAAGGCAAGAGAUAGAGAAAUUGAAAAUUCUUAUUUAUUUUUCUAUAAAGGAAACUAUUAAAAUUAAUUUUGCUUGUAUGUAAAAAUUUCAUCUUCAUCUUCACCUGAAAAAAGUAGAUUUCUAUGGGAAUCUCGCAAUAACGAGGACGAAUUAUCUAGUGGUAGUGAUGAAAACCAAAAUCAAGCUGUAAGAGCCCAUGUCAUGUCAUGCACUGUUUCUUCCGCGCUAGCAUCAAAUGGCUCUUGCCGGUCUUUUGAGAUCGUACUGUUGUCGACAUUUGGCGCCAUCUUUUUAUGAUUCAGGGUCGCAUCUAGGUGCUUUGCAUUUUUGAUUCGCUCGGAACAUAGGAAUCGACUAAACGGGAUAAGUUUCCUUUGAAACUGACAUUUAUUUAUAUAAAAAUAUAUAUACAUAUAUACAUGCUAAUCCUAAGAUUUAUGCCUACUAAACCAAAUUGAUAUUUUCUUAAAAUUAAGGUAUUGACAUAAAAACAAAAAUAGGUGUCCUUUGUGAGGAAAAUGUGCGGAAGUUAGUUGGCCUCCACUGGUUUAAUGCUCUGCAGCAGCAUUUGGAAUUGCAGCUGCAUCGAAGCAAAGAAUGCUUGGAGCAUGGCAUUCGGUACCGGGCAGAGGUGGGGCAGCAGCUGCUGCUGGAUGCUGGGGUGUGGAGGGAGCAGCAAUGCCGCUGUUGUCCUGGGUGCCCCAGUUGAAUGGGCGAUCCCGUCUGGCAGCUUUGGUCUUCAGGAUCUGUCUCGGGUUUCUGGGGGAUCCCAGGUAUUUCUCUGUAUGCGGUCCUCCGCAAUUUGCGCAUGUGGCUGGCUGGUCCCUUGGUUUUGUGCAUUCAGCGGUUGCGUGAAGUUGGCCACACUUCACGCAUUUGAAGGCUGCUGUACACCUGUGCCCGUGGAGUUGGCACCUGUAGCACUGGAUCCUCCUGGAUUUAUUUCUCUGGGCUUCCACCCUGAUUUUGAUGCCCCUCAGCUCCGUGACUGAGAAGAUUGAUUUCUCCUCUCUGGAGCUUAACGAGGACUAGCGGCGUGGCCUGUCUGUGCCUAUUGUAAUUCCGGGCUGCAGUAUGUGGGUGGAAUCUCAGCUUCUUUAGGUCCUCCAGGAUGCUCUUAGCUGGCCAGUGCUCGAGCGGUCCUCGGAAAACGAUGUAUAAUAAUAAUAAUAAUAAUAUUUCCUUUAUUGCCAACAAAAUCAAAAUAAAUUUGACAAAGCAACGUCAAGCAGAAAUGGUGAAUUCCCUAAAAUAGAUUCACGAUGAAUAUUGCAUAUAAUAAGAAACAUGAUACAAUCAAAUACAUAUAGAAUAAAAUGAAAUAGACUAACAAACAGUAAAAGUUAAAACAGCAACUACAAAGUUAAAAUUACAAUAUCAAUAAAUGAAGUUCAAAAUAUAUAGAAUAUGUACAUAUGUGUAACAGGUUCACAGGUCUGGCACAUCAAAAUCUAAAUUUAAAAUCAUAAAAGCACUUAUCUAAAAGAAACUGACUAGUGGCUUUCCUAAAUUUAACACUAUUAUUAAUGGAUUUUAUUUCUGGUGGUAAUAACCCAUAUGCUUUAACUGCCAUAUAAUAAGGACCCCUUUCAAAAAACGCUGAACCAUGGGCUGGUGCCCGAAGAUCUUCCCUCCCCCUUGUGAUUACUGCAAUAUCAGUGCCAUAAUGGUCACUGUUUACUGAAAAAAGGUGUGGGUGCCGUUUGACAAACAUCACUAAGGACAUAAAGUAAAUUGAAGGCACAGUCAUUAUGUUCAGUGAUUCAAAAUGUGGUUUGCAUGUUGUUCCAGGGCGCAACCCCAGCAUAGCUCUGAUGAUCCUUUUCUGAACUACAAAAAUUUGAGGAGCCACAGAGGAUGAUCCCCAAAACAUCACACUAUAGGCAAUCAAUGACUGCACCCCUGCAAAAUAAAACUGUCUUAUGGAAUUUACUGUUAAUGAAUAUUUUAGUCUUCGCACUAAUGCACAAAAGAUAUUUAGUUUAGAUUGGAGCACCCUCACAUGUUCCUCCCAGCCAAGAGCAGUGUCCAAGGUGACCCCUAAAAAUUUAACUGUGUUUUCUACAGGUACUGAUUUGCCUCGCAUUUUCAAAUAAACAGACUCUGUUAAAUUGGGAUUUUUCUGAAAUAGCAUUAGACCAGUCUUUUCGCAGUUCAGAAUUAACCCUGCCUCAUCACACCAAUCCUGCAUUGUCCCCGCUGCACAUGAGCACUCGUUAGCCAGGCUCCCAAAAUCCUGCCCCACCACGACAGCCGAUGUAUCAUCAGCAUACUGGCAGAGGAGUCCCGCAGCCACCUCAUCUGAAAGUGAAUUCACAUACAACAGAAACAGCACAGGACCGAGAAUCGAGCCCUGAGGUACACCUUGCGAAACAAUAACUGGCUUAGAAUAAUAAUUUCUAUUGUCCUUUGAGAUACACACAAUUUGUUUUCUUUCCUCCAGAUAAGACCCCAGUAAAGCACCAGACAAUCCUCUCAAACCAUAGUGUUCCAAUCUAUGUAACAACAUCCUAUGAUCAAUGGUGUCAAAGGCCUUAGAAAGAUCAAAAAAAGCCCAGCCACCCUCCUGUUACAGUCAACAUUGUUUAUUAUAUGAUUUAUUGUUGUGAAUAUUGCCAAUUGUGUUGAUCGAUUAGGUCUAAAGCCAUACUGUUUAUCAGAAAGUAUAUUAUACUGAUCUAAGAAGGUCAUCAAUCUCCUGUCCUCUGGCAAGGAGAAGGAGUGGAAUGGCACUUGAUGUUCGUCUAGGUGAUUCUGGGUUUUCCUGUAGUCCUCAAUCCACUGCGGAUGAGUGUUUACGCCGUCACGUGUGUUGACGACGCGGCCUUGGUUUACCCCUAUAGCUUUGAGAGCAGCAGAUACCUCCUCGUAUCUCUACUUCUCUCGGAUGACGGUUGGUGGGAUUUUGGUCUUCGUUGGUGGCGGAGCGGGCUCGGUUUUGGGCUCAGGUGGAAGUGUUCCUGAACCCAGCUCUGGAAGUGGAGGAAGCCUGGGUAGGUUGUUUGGUGGGCUGGGCCUGGCUCAUGGUGGGAGUCUUCCUUGCGACCGUCUCCGGGUCUGAGGUCUUCCUCCUGCUGACGACAGGUUAUAACCCGUCGUCUUCGUCCUGGUGGCCUGCUGGAGUCACAGGGCAGGAGCUAGGCUCCUGUGCUGGAAGUUCGGCCAUCUCGAUGGUCUCAGCAGGCGUUUCCAGGGCGGCAGGGAGGAGGCUUUAACUGCGGGACUGGCCUGUACCGCAGCAGAAGCAGACGGCAAGGCGGACUCAAGAGCCUUUAUCCGGCUCUUGAGUGCCCUGGUCGUCCGAUGGAAGACCCGGCGGAGAUCGUUCAUCUCCUCCUUGUGCCUCCUUUUAGCACUUCUCAUGAGGAAAACGUAGUAAUGUGUUAAUUCCUCUUGAUUCGACGGUGCGGUUUGUUAAGUGGCCAGGUCCGCUCUUAGUUCGGCCUCAUCCUGUGGUGUUGGCUCAUCCUCGUCCGUGUUGCAGAAUUCCGAGAAAUCCUCGUCAUCGUCCAACAGGAAGGAAGAGUUAUCUUCAUCUUGAUGAUCCAUGGUUGACUCGAUCGUCGGGCAGAAGGACACAGGGUUGGUCGCACUGGUACACUCGGCACAGCGAAACUGGUUCAGAGAACACUUCGACGUUGGGUGCAGGUGAUGUGCACUCAACGGAGGACGGACUCUCUUAGUUGCUCUUGUAUUUUAGGCUCCAUUGAAGAUGCAUUAUAUAACUCAGUAAUUUUUUUCCAAGCAGAAAUCUAAAAUUACCAUCAAUAAUUAUUCCACUCCUUUGUACUAAAAAUUGUGUUUACCUUUUGCCUCCUGAUUACAGCAUCAGUUUUCUUACUUUCUACUAUAUCCUUAAACUUACCAAAUCUACUACUAAAGUAUGGCAGUCCGAAUCGGUAGAAACGAUUCUUUUUUCUUUACCACUCAUUGUAAUCAUUUACUUAACCACCCAAAUAUUUUAUUCUGUUCACAUUCCGCGUUUCGUAGCCGUGGACUUCUCCAUGCACACUAUAUUGUGAUUUAUUUCUGUGUACCCACAACAGAUUUUCAAAUAUAUAAACAGAUGAUAGGAUAAGUAUGCCUAGAUUCGUAAAAACAUGUCCACAAUCAUCGCUAAAACUAAGUCCGUCUUCAGCGUUUCAACUCAGCGUUCAGCAAAUAAUCUCUUUAUACGAUGCCCCCAUGCUAAAAUGGCGUAAGUUGAAACAGGAUGUCCGCAUGCCAUUGAAAGAGAGGGUCCAAAUGGACUCCUAAAAAUUUAACUGAUAAAGUGCUGGCCAUCUCCGACUGUCUCAUAGUGAAAAUGACCUUAUUUGUCUUUUCUGCAUUUAAGUGUAGAGGGUUCCUGUUAAACCACUCUUGCACUUGACCCUGGUAUAGCAUCCAUCCCCAGCUCCGCACCCUCCAGCGAGUCAGCUGCAGAACUUACUGGUUUGUUCUAUUAAAGGCAAGUCAUUUAUAUAGAUUAAGAAAAGUAUGGGGCCCAAAACUGAGCCUUGGGGAACCCCUAUGGUAAUAUUACUUUGAGCUGAUGACACCCCAUUCACACUCACAACCUGUCCCUUAUCUGUCAAAUACGAAGCCAGAAAUUUAAUACUAUCAGGACUAAAACUAGCAAGUUUUUGCAACAGAAUACUAUGCCUAGAGACACCAGAAUACAGAAUACUACACAAUCAAAUGCUUUGCUCACAGGAGAGUCACACAACAAGACACUGCUAAAAUUUAAGUUAUUAAAAGAAUCCAUGACAAAAGCAACAGGGUCAGGAUUGCCAUAACUGUAUUCCGGUUUUUUCGGAAACCAAACUGGCAGGUUGUGAAUAAAUAAUUUUCCUGAAAAACCCUUACUAACUGCAUAGCAAUGCUCUUCUCAAAAAUCUUUGAAUACAUUGGUGGUAAUGAGAUCGGCCGAUAUUUUUCCGGUUUGUUACUAAUGUAGUAUCCGAACGUAGAUACAUGCAACUUGUCUGUUUUCUUGCAUAAUGUGACUUGUACUGUGGAUAUUGUUUAAUAUGUCGGCGGAUAACUUUCACGUUUCUUUUAUUUGAGUUUUUAACCCUUUUUUUAUUAGAUUUUUCAGCACCAAUGCACAAAUUAGAGCCCGCUGUGCAUCAUGAUAGGUACAUAAAACUUUUCAUAUUCCUGUUUUGCUGCUUCCACCCCUAAUUAAAAGACAUUUGCACAGAAAUUGUCAAAGUUCUUUUUAGUUUUCCCUUUUGAGUGAAAUGUGUUUUAUUCUGGAUAUUUUUCAUUUUUCGAAUAUUUCUGUUUUACUCAGAAAACUUUCUUUUCCUGCCCCUGGCCGACCCUUGAUUUAAUUUUCAUUCUGUUUUUCUUGCAGGGGUAGUUGUUCAUCUUCAUCUGGAAUUUCACUUAUGUCUUUCGUGACGUCAAUUUGGAGCCGACAAAGAGUAUGCCGGAUUUUUAUCUAUCGCGUGUAAAAAUAUAAUCAUUUUUUACUAACAAAAUAAAACUAUUUUUCUAUGAUACCUGUUUACUGCCUGCUACUAGGCUUAGGGAUGAAGAGGUAGAAAGCUAAAAUUUAUUUUUAUUCGCUAACAAGAGUCUAAAAGGCAUUGCGGUUUCUGAUCAAAGUUGUCUGAAAUACCUUGAUUUGCUUAUUAUUUAGUCCGAAGCCUGUGUAUGAAUUUCUACGUGUCGUAUAUAUUUAUUUUUUCUAUUUUUUUAAAGAAAACAUUUUUCUUCUUCAUAAUUGGUUUUACGGUGUUUGAUAAAAAAUGGUAGCAUUAACAUUUACUUAAUACAUUACAUUAAAAGACCAGAAGCGUCCGAAUUAUUGCAUACAAAUAAAUCAAUGAAUCAAAAUAAAUUAUUGAAUCAAAGAAAAUAGAUUAUCGUUGACGGCAACUAUAUAUAAUGGUUUAAGAUGCAAAAUUUACUGGCUUUUGAGCGUUUGUGAUCAAGAGGCAAAGUGCAAAGGUUUUAGUACUUUUGGGUGUUAGAAUAGGUUUUUAAAAAAGCACUGAACGCACGAAACUGCACUGACACGGCCUAUAGAAAUAGGAAUUGCUUAAAUAAUUUUAGUUAAAUCUUUUCUUUUUGUAUGAUUAUCUUGCGGUUUUGCUGUCUUCUGUGUUAAAAUAUAUUUUGACUUUUUGUGUUCGGGAUUUCAAUUGCACAUAAGAUAAUAAGGUUUGAUAACUGCUGAAAUUUUUAAAUCUUGCCUAAUAAUUAGUUGUGCAACUUUACAAAAUACUCAGAUUUUCAAACAUUUUGAAAAUUAACGAAAUAUUUUUUCCUAAUUAAAAAGUCAACAUUUAACGAAGUAAUAAUGAACUAGUCCGAAUCAAUUAUAAGUUAUUUAAUCUUACUCUUAGCAGUCAAACAAGUGCGAUCAUAUGCUACGAUAAAUUUGCACAACUUUGUAAAUAUGUAUGUACCUAACUAAAUAUACUACUGGCCGCUUCGUGUGGCCAUUAACUGUUAUACAUAUUUGUAAUAAAUAAUAAAUGUUAUUUAAAUAGUUAA
This is a messenger RNA of Anthonomus grandis grandis, 11314 nucleotides long. It is a transcript of the gene red, whose product is annotated as lysM and putative peptidoglycan-binding domain-containing protein 2. The transcript has 5 exons. Lineage: Eukaryota; Metazoa; Arthropoda; Insecta; Coleoptera; Curculionidae. The record is from RefSeq and is a predicted model, not a curated record. Bases 75 to 839 code for a protein of 254 amino acids.